AUGACUUUAGAGUCCAUGAUGGCUUGCUGCCUGAGCGAAGAGGCGAAGGAGUCGAAGCGGAUCAACGCCGAGAUCGAUAAGCAGCUCCGCCGAGACAAGCGGGACUCCAGGAGGGAGCUGAAGCUGCUUCUGCUGGGCACCGGAGAGAGUGGCAAGAGUACCUUCAUCAAGCAGAUGCGCAUCAUCCAUGGGGCCGGCUACACUGAGGAGGACAAACGGGGCUUCAUCAAGCUGGUGUACCAGAACAUCUUCACCUCCAUGCAGUCCAUGAUCCGUGCCUUGGAGAACCUCAAGAUGCAGUACAAGUAUGAGCAGAACAAGUCAAAUGCUUUGCUUGUGAAAGAUGUGGAUGUGGAGAAGGUGUCGUCCUUUGAGAUGCAGUAUGUCAGCGCAAUAAGGACGCUCUGGGCAGACCCGGGCAUCCAGGAGGCCUAUGACCGGCGGCGGGAAUACCAGCUUUCCGAUUCCACCAAAUACUAUCUCACUGACCUGGAUCGUAUUGCCGACCCCUCGUAUCUCCCGACCCAGCAAGACGUGCUCAGGGUUCGCAUCCCGACUACGGGGAUCAUCGAAUAUCCAUUCGACUUGCAAAGCAUCAUAUUCAGGAUGGUCGAUGUGGGUGGGCAGCGAUCUGAGCGCCGCAAGUGGAUCCACUGCUUUGAGAACGUGACCUCCAUCAUGUUCCUGGUGGCCCUGAGCGAGUACGACCAGGUCCUCGUGGAGUCCGACAACGAGAAUCGGAUGGAAGAAAGUAAAGCACUAUUUAGGACAAUAAUCACAUAUCCUUGGUUUCAAAACUCCUCAGUCAUCUUGUUCCUGAACAAGAAGGACCUGCUGGAGGAGAAGAUUAUGUACUCUCACUUGGUGGACUACUUUCCAGAGUUUGAUGGUCCCCAGAGAGACGCACAGGCAGCUCGGGAGUUCAUCCUGAAGAUGUUUGUGGACCUGAACCCAGACAGCGACAAGAUCAUCUACUCCCACUUCACCUGCGCCACCGACACGGAGAACAUCCGCUUCGUGUUCGCCGCUGUCAAGGACACCAUCCUGCAGCUCAACCUCAAAGAAUAUAACCUGGUGUGAAUGCCAGCGAGAGGCCGUCGUCAAGGCAGAGCGCGGACAACGCACAUCUGAGGCGAAACACACACACACACACUUAUAUACAUAUGCGAGUGUCACUGAGCUUCAUCCACACGCCACCCAGACCUCCCCGCUUCCUGAUUCUGUUUGUGACUCUUGUCUGUGUUUCAUCACAGCCUCCCAGGGACCCACGGUCUGCUGUUUUUGCCCUUUGACACACUGGCUCCGCCCAUUGGUGGCAUUUCUGGGGGCUCCUCAUUCCCUCCAUGUCUACAGCUCUGACUUACUUGCACAGCGCCCUUACACUAGCUUUUACGUUGAGUUUGUUUCGUUUUCGCUAAUCACGUUGGUUCAACGUUGUCCUAUAGAAAGGGUCACCAUAGCGGCGGUUUGUGUGCUAUAUAAGUGAGCUACUUGGGAUUUGAGGCAUAAAUCGGGAGAGAGUGACAGAACACCUGGAAGGCGUGCUCUGCAGGAGGGUUUGGGCUCUUGGACCCAAAGGAUUGUGGGAAACCUGUAUGAACAGGGCUGUAAUAGUCAGUGACACCAAGUGUGGUGUCUCAAGGAUACGCCAUGUUCACUGAUUCAAGCUUGAGCUUAUUUUUACAUUGGUAAAUGUAACUACAUGCAUGAUUUUCACAUCUACAGGAGAACGUAAAUCUGAGAGCAGGAGAGAAACAAUGUGUCGAAUAUUUUGAACAUGUAAAAUCUUGCUAUUGCAACUGAAAUUGUUAUAAAAUUCCCAGUCAUUCAGAGAACCAGUGUGUAAACAUGUGGUUAAUGACGCGCUGAAGGAUGGUCAGUUUUUGCCGUUUUUAUUUAUUUUUUUCUGUCUUUUUCACACCUUUCCCCCCCCCCCCCCACCCCCAUGUUCCUAUUCUUUUUUCCCCCCUAUUUUCGGAUCGGGGUAUUUGCGUGUUUCAGCAUUUUGCAUAGUUCUAAAUGGUCCCAUCUAGUGCUGACUGAAUAACAGAUGACGGCAGCCUGUUCACGCCCAUUAAUCUCUACAGAAAAACCAGGCAACACAGGAGCUCGAAAUAUUUGGUCUUGGUGUGAGGGACAGAAAUGUAACGUCAACCUGUGUGAGUGAGGCAACUAAGUACGAAGAGAACUGCAAAACAAAAUGGCAUGGGACAAAAAGCCCCUCUUUAUUCUUAAGUUGCACUUAACUCUUGUGAAUGACAUUACAUGAUACUGUGACUAUUUUUAAGUUAUCGAAAUAUGACAUGCUGUAUUUGUAUUUAGAUGACAGAACAGUUGCAAGCAAUAGUUUGAAGAGUAAACGCUGAGCUGAACAUAGCAUAAUGUUGUUAAUGCCGACUAACGUGCUUAGCUUAUCCAUAUCAAACAGAUGUUCAGUUGUGAACAGAAUCUUUAUUAUUAGUUUAUUUAUAUAAGGCCAGCUUUGUGGGUGUUGAGAAUCUUUCCUAUCUUGAACUGGUACCUCCUCAGUAAAAGUAGGGGGCGCUGUCUGAACUGCUGUAUGAAUCCUUAUGGGUGCAGUAAUCGGAUUUUCCUCAGUCUCUAUACGCAAAAAUAUUUAUCGUUUAUUCGUAUCAGUCAAAUAUUUAAGUCACUUUCGGUCUGAGUACAAUUAAAAUUUUAAUGUAGAAGCAAAGCUUUAAGCAAGCAUUUAAGAGGAUUUCAUAAUGAUACCUUCUCCUGGUUCCCUUUUUGAAGAAAAAGUAUUUCCAAGAUUCCAUAGCUAGUCGUUUCCUUCAAUGCAGUUGUCUUUGCAGUGUAAUUCAGGUGAAUUUUCAGACAUCUUCAUUAAAAGGGCUAUUAUAUUGCAUACAAUUUAAACAGCCAGAGGUUUUAAAGACAAGACCCUGGGUGACUGAGAAACGGGUGCAAUUUUAAUGCACUUUUAUUGGACUACAUUAAUGGCUGCACUACAUUAAUCAUCGCUUACAGGUCCGGAAUGUAGGGAAUAGGUUAGGUUCGUCUUUGUUACCCUCAUCUGCUUGCUCUGAAGAUGAGCUUAUGGUGAGCAGGGCAGAACAAAAUUGACACGCUUGCUUUUCCACUGAAAGUGGUGUGACACUGCUAUGGUACUGCAGCCGGGCUCAGAUGCUGUGUAAAAUGUCCUGGAUCAUGCUUCCUGCCUCUCUGCAUGACUGGAGAGGCCUACUCCCUUUUACUUUCUGGAGCAUAUUGCCUGUGUGCUUCACUUUUGUUAUAUAUUGCUCAAAGGUAACUGCCAGGGGGUGUUGACCGUUUACCGUGGGCUGGGCUAGCUUUAGGCCCCUCCUCUCUGGUCACUGACUGCCAAAGUCUGAUUUGGGAUUUUAUCGGGAACUGAAGACAAAUUUGGUGGCACUUUUUGAAUGUACAUAAUUAUUUUUAUGUUUUGUUUGCUCCAUUCGCACCAGUGCCAAGACACUAUGGCUGUGUUCAGAGAGCACUGGUAGCCGCUUUGGCCGAUGCUGUAUGUUAAAUUCACCUGCGUUCUCCUCCUAUGCCUGUACACUUAGCAUCUUCACAAGGACUGAAGGGCCUGUUCUAUAAGGCUUAUCAUUGACCCCUAAGCCCCUUUUGUAUCGUUUUCAUGAUCUGUAUAAACAAAUUACCUGGGAGAAUCUCUGAUUUUGUUAAUGCAGCCCAGUUCUCUUUAUUAGUGCCGUUAAUCCCACUUUCCCGUGUAUUUUUGUAGUGCUUUGCUGUGCUGUUAUAUGGGGAGAGACGCACUGGAAAUCAAAUGCGGUUUUCACAUUUAGCCUCAACCUCCAGUGCUCAGCAUCUACGAAAAUUGCUGCAGCUUUCAUGUUAGUGUGUAUUAUAAAUCGCAAUUAUUCCUUUUUUUUCCCAGGGGUAAAAAUGUUUACCUGUUGUUUUCAUACAUUCAUAGUUUUUAUAGGGCUGUAGCAGCUCAGUGUGGGUGGUGCAGCAAGCCAGUGGCUCUCAUAGCUUUUAAAAGCAUCUUUUUAGAUGAUGAUUUGCUGUGUGUCACUGAAAUACUACCAGUAUUUUACACACACGCUUUUGUCACAGUGUUCAGUGGGCCUUGAUUAACGACAGACCAUUUUCUUUCAUCCGCCGCUUCAAAGCUAUUAAACUUGCUGCUGUGUUUGUAAGCUUUUUGUAAUCCCCCCGCCACCCCCCACAACUCUGGAAUGGACAGAUAUUCCUUUAUGCUGUAUUCAUCAGUGCGCACUCUGCCCUCUGCUAGCUCGAUGAACAUCACUGGCCAACUUCUUGUUCCUCUUCACUUUGAGUGGCCCAGCAUGUUUGGAGAAGAGCUCUCGUCACUACGUUCAAGCUGCUGAUCUCUCGGUGAGCUGUCGACAGAAGGUGUCACUGUAGGCCAACGAGAGGGACAGGAGCCCAGGCCUUCAGUCCAUGGCGAAGCACAGACCGGUUUCAUUUUAUCGGAGUCUCCCGGGCUCCAGGUCUUGCUCCAUUCCCCCGUUAUAGGGCACGCCUCACUUUGUGGGCAGUACCCUGCGCUGUUGAUCUUUGACGAUAUAUUGAAGCUUUACUGCAAGUCGAGAACUUCCAACCUGGGCUCAUUAGGCGUAUAGGAGCUGUUAAAGCUGUGCUGUCAAUUUCCUUUAAUUGGGCAGCAAAUAAUGGGUUAUUCUGAUCUGUAGCUAGACAAUACUCUGAGGUUGAUGGAACUCGAUGUAUUUCUACAUGUGAGUGGCCACGGAUACCUCGAUAAGCACACUGCAUCCCGUUUAAUUAGUGUUCUGCUCAUUUCGAGCAGUAAGAAGUUGCUCCAAGCUCGUUGGACUCCUUUUUAUUCUGUUGGCUUAUCCAGUGAGGGGAAAAUAUGUAUUUUUGUUUUUUUUUCUUUUAUAUAGUCAAAUUCAUUUUUGAAUUGUUGUUUAUUCUUGCUUGUGGUUAAGUGUUCUGAGAUCAGACAGUGUUGAGUUGCUCAAAGUAAAUAAUCUGUAUAUUCUGGAUGGUAUUGUAAAUUAGAAAAACUAUUGUUUAAGGUUUUUGUUGUCUUUAUAGUUGGAUUCAAAGCACUAAAAGUAUUACCAUUUCAGUUGUGUGAUCUUACAGUAGUGCGGUGAUGUCAGAAAUGCUGAGAAACCCAGUUUCCUGAUUGUUUACCACAUGGAUAAGUGACACAUGACUUUCUCUGUCGAUGGGUAACAGUUUUGUAAAAUGUUUUGUUGCAUUAAUUUGCCAAAUUUAUAUAUUGAAAUAGACAUGUGGAUAGUUCCACUUGCAAGGCUGUAAGUAGCGAAACAGCACUGAAAGUUUAAGAUGAAAAUUAAAAUCCCAGUAGAUGAAUAAAAAUAGUGUAGACUGGUUCUCCAUUUGUACUACUAAAUAUUUGGAGAUGUAAACAUGCUUAUUAAAAUUUUUAAAAAGGUACCACUUAAAGUGCUUAAAACCGGUUGACUCCUGAGUUCAUUUAAAAUGAUUCACUCACAGUGUGCGAAGGUCUUUAUAUAUUAGGGAUUGUAAAUGGCCACAUUAAUAGGACUGCCUGGCAUUUUCCCGUGGUGACCUCUGACCCCCGCUGAGUCAGUGCACUGAACAGCCCUUUGAAAUACGGGCCCGCACGGAUUUGUGAGAGUUCACAGCUGCUGCUUGAAGCUCACUUCCUGGUGUCCUGAGAUGUUCUUACUUGACUGGGUUUUACUCAUUCAGGCUGAGGUCUGAACUGAGACGGUGGACAUUAACAUUAAUCCCAGCCCCCCCCCCUCCUUUUUUUUAAAAAAAAAUAAUAAAAAAAUUAACUGAAUGUUUAUUUUCUUUUUUAAAGAGUAACUGCAUAGGUAUGUAUAAAUUGGUAUUUGUGUUUGCUUUUCCAUUUUUUAGUAUACCGGAUGUAAAUGAUGUACUAUAAUGUGUGCCAAUUCUUUCUUUGUAAAGCCAGACUCUUUACAAGUGCCAAUGUUGUGAGAAUAAAAAAAAAGGGGCCUUUGUGUUUUAUGGUCCAUUUUUUAAAAGGAAAAAAAAAAACUCUUAAUAUGUGAUAUAAAUAAAUGACUGCUAACUUUAUUCUGUAUUUAAGAUUACUAAGAUAAACUGCUGUUUUUAAAUAAUUGUCUUUGAAUUGCAUGUGUUUGGGUUUGGGUUCGGGGAAGCGGACAGCACAAAACCCCGCGGAACAGGGUCCUGAUGGUUGUUGAUUUGCUGCAUAUUAGCCAUAUUUGUUUUGUAUUCGUUUCAUUUUGACCACUGUUGCCUGAACAUCAUUCAGACAUAAAUGAUUUUCUUAGCGUACAAAGGAAAAUAAAGCAUUAUCUGUUUUAAAUAUGAAUAAAAUUUGUUCCUAAA
Molecule: messenger RNA, 6315 nt
Organism: Paramormyrops kingsleyae
Lineage: Eukaryota; Metazoa; Chordata; Actinopteri; Osteoglossiformes; Mormyridae
Product: guanine nucleotide-binding protein subunit alpha-11
Biological process (GO): adenylate cyclase-modulating G protein-coupled receptor signaling pathway
Cellular component (GO): heterotrimeric G-protein complex; cytoplasm
Molecular function (GO): G protein-coupled receptor binding; GTPase activity; GTPase activator activity
Source: RefSeq, a predicted model, not a curated record